UCUUUUUCCGGCUGGAACCAUGGAGGGUGUAGAAGAGAAGAAGAAGGAGGUUCCUGCUGUGCCAGAAACCCUUAAGAAAAAGCGAAAGAAUUUCGCAGAGCUGAAGAUCAAGCGCCUGAGAAAGAAAUUUGCCCAAAAGAUGUUUCGAAAGGCAAGGAGGAAGCUUAUCUAUGAAAAAGCAAAGCACUAUCACAAGGAAUAUAGGCAAAUGUACAGAACUGAAAUUCGAAUGGCGAGGAUGGCAAGAAAAGCUGGCAACUUCUAUGUACCUGCAGAACCCAAAUUGGCGUUUGUCAUCAGAAUCAGAGGUAUCAACGGCGUGAGCCCAAAGGUUCGAAAGGUGUUGCAGCUGCUUCACCUUCGUCAAAUCUUCAAUGGAACCUUUGUGAAGCUCAACAAGGCUUCGAUUAACAUGCUGAGGAUUGUAGAGCCAUAUAUUGCAUGGGGGUACCCCAAUCUGAAGUCAGUAAAUGAACUAAUCUACAAGCGUGGUUAUGGCAAAAUCAAUAAGAAGCGAAUUGCUUUGACAGAUAACGCUUUGAAUGCUCGAUCUCUUGGUAAAUACGGCAUCAUCUGCAUGGAGGAUCUGAUUCAUGAGAUCUAUACUGUUGGAAAACGCUUCAAAGAGGCAAAUAACUUCCUGUGGCCCUUCAAAUUGUCUUCUCCACGAGGUGGAAUGAAGAAAAAGACAACCCAUUUUGUAGAAGGUGGAGAUGCUGGCAACAGGGAGGACCAGAUCAACAGGCUUAUUAGAAGAAUGAACUAAGGUGUCUACCAUGAUUAUUUUUCUAAGCUGGUUGGUUAAUAAACAGUACCUGCUCUCAAAUUGAAAAAAAAAAAAUUAAAAAUUUCGAAAAAAAAAAA
This is a messenger RNA of Symphalangus syndactylus (siamang), 864 nucleotides long. RefSeq names its product large ribosomal subunit protein uL30-like. Gene Ontology annotation, cellular component: cytosolic large ribosomal subunit. Gene Ontology annotation, biological process: maturation of LSU-rRNA from tricistronic rRNA transcript (SSU-rRNA, 5.8S rRNA, LSU-rRNA). The record is from RefSeq and is a predicted model, not a curated record. Lineage: Eukaryota; Metazoa; Chordata; Mammalia; Primates; Hylobatidae. Gene Ontology annotation, molecular function: RNA binding; structural constituent of ribosome.